CGCCGCAGGCCCGCGUUAGGGUCGUGAAAAUGGCAUUAUUCUAGGAUGGAUAAAAUAAUUUUUGCUUGCGUUUGGGGUCGUGAAAUGAAAUAUUUUAGGUUGACGGCUCCCUGCCCUCACUCUUCCCCACGCUGGCCUUCAAUUGAUCACAAAACCCAGAAAGGUGUUAUUUUGGGGGGAGGGGGGAAUGGGAGUUUUACAGGGAACGAAGCUUGGGUGAGGUGUCUCAGGCUUUGUGAAGUUUGUUGCUGCCUCUUCUGAUUUUCCAUUUAUUCUUUAUACAAUUGCAUAUGUCCGAGUGGAUGAACAUACCAUUGGUGAUCCAGAGGAUUUUUGUCAAGACUGGAUAAACCAUGUAUCACAUUGAUUGUAGAGAUCAGCUUGAACGGGUCUUUUUACGACUUGGCCAUGCUGAAACAGAUGAACAGUUACAGAAUAUUAUAUCUAAAUUUCUUCCUCCUGUUUUGCUCAAGCUGUCCAGCACCCAAGAAGGAGUACGUAAAAAGGUUAUGGAACUGUUGGUCCAUCUGAAUAAGCGUAUAAAAAGUCGCCCAAAAAUACAGCUACCAGUAGAGACACUAUUGGUUCAGUACCAGGACCCUGCUGCAGUUUCCUUUGUCACAAAUUUUACUAUAAUUUAUGUUAAGAUGGGCUAUCCUCGCCUGCCAGUGGAAAAACAAUGUGAACUGGCCCCUACGCUUCUUACUGCCAUGGAAGGGAAGCCCCAGCCACAGCAGGAUAGCUUAAUGCAUCUUUUAAUACCAACCCUUUUUCACAUGAAAUACCCUGUUGAAUCAUCAAAAUCAGCUUCUCCGUUUAAUCUUGCUGAGAAACCAAAGACUGUGCAGCUGCUUUUGGACUUCAUGCUAGAUGUCCUUCUGAUGCCUUAUGGAUAUGUGUUAAAUGAAUCCCAGAGUCGCCAAAAUUCAUCUUCAGCACAGAGUUCUUCUUCAAAUAGCGGGGGAGGUUCUGGAAUCCCACAGCCUCCCCCUGGAAUGAGCUUUUAUGCAGCUAAACGAGUUAUUGGUGAUAAUCCCUGGACACCUGAACAGUUGGAACAGUGCAAAUUGGGCAUAGUGAAAUUCAUUGAAGCUGAGCAGGUGCCUGAACUCGAAGCUGUUCUCCACCUGGUGAUUGCUUCUAGUGACACACGCCACAGUGUCGCAACGGCCGCGGAUCUAGAAUUGAAAAGCAAGCAAAGCUUGAUUGACUGGAAUAAUCCUGCCAUCAUUAAUAAGAUGUACAAAGUAUACCUUGGCGAUAUCCCACUGAAGACAAAAGAGGGAGCAGUUCUGAAGCCAGAGCUGAAAAGGGACCCAGUCAGUACACGGGUCAAGUUAAAGAUCGUUCCUCAUCUCCUUCGUUCUAGGCAGGCUGCGGAAACGUUUCCGGCUAACAUUCAGGUGGUAUAUGAUGGACUUUUCGGUACAAGUACAAAUUCAAAAUUAAGAACAUUGUCUCUGCAAUUUGUGCAUCACAUUUGUAUAACCUGCCCAGAAAUCAAGAUUAAGCCACUAGGUCCAAUGCUUUUGAAUGGCCUCACCAAGCUAAUCAAUGAAUAUAAAGAAGACCCUAAGCUACUGUCAAUGGCAUAUUCAGCUGUUGGAAAACUCUCCAGUCGAAUGCCUCAUUUAUUCACUAAGGAUAUAGCUCUUGUGCAGCAGCUUUUUGAAGCCCUAUGUAAGGAAGAGCCCGAGACGAGACUUGCUAUUCAAGAAGCACUAUCUAUGAUGGUUGGAGCUUAUAGUACCUUGGAAGGAGCACAGCGAACUCUCAUGGAGGCGCUUGUGGCUUCGUACUUAAUAAAGCCUGAAGUUCAAGUUCGACAGGUGGCUGUGAAAUUUGCCAGCACGGUGUUUCCCUCAGAUCAUAUACCUUCCAGAUAUUUGCUCUUAUUAGCUGCAGGAGAUCCACGGGAAGAAGUUCAUGGAGAAGCACAGCGAGUAUUAAGGUGUCUUCCUGGUAGAAACAGAAAAGAAAGUGUUGCUAAGCAGAUGCCUUCUUUCCCAGAGAUGGUGUAUUAUAUCCAAGAAAAGGCUUCCCAUCGAAUGAAAACACCAGCCAAGUACAUGACUGGAACCACCGUCCUCCCAUUUAACCCAGCAGCCUUUGGAGAGAUCGUUCUAUACUUGCGCAUGUGCCUGGCUCACAGUGCAGGUGUGGUGCCCACCUCUCAGAGCUUGGCUGAUAUGCAAGACCACUCCCCUGCCAUUGGACGCUACAUCCGGACUUUAAUGUCAGGCAGCCAGGCCACAUCCUCCUCGUCCUCUUCCAAGAGUGGAGAAACCAAUCCCGUUCAGAUCUAUAUUGGUCUGCUUCAGCAGCUGCUAGCAGGUGUUGGAGGUUUGCCAGUCAUGUACUGCCUGUUGGAAGCUGUGUCAGUGUAUCCAGAAAAGCUGGCUACCAAAUUUGUAGACAAAACAGAAUGGAUAAAGAGUCUCAUGAAUAGCAGUAAGGAGGAGAUGCGUGAACUGGCAGCACUAUUUUAUUCUGUGGUGGUAUCUACAGUGUCGGGAAACGAGUUGAAGUCCAUGAUAGAACAGCUUAUAAAGACUACAAAAGACAGUCACAGCCCGGAGAUACAGCAUGGAUCCUUGCUUGCAUUGGGAUUCACAGUAGGAAGAUACUUGGCUAAAAAGAAAAUGAGAAUGACAGAGCAGCAAGACCUGGAGACGACAGGUGAUUUCCUGCCUGAGCAAGAGCAGCUCAUUCAGAGUGCCACGGAAACGAUAGGCUCGUUUUUGGAUAGUACAUCACCCCUCUUGGCAAUUGCUGCCUGUACAGCUCUGGGUGAAAUUGGCAGAAAUGGUCCACUCCCAAUCCCUAAUGAGGGGUCUGGCUUUACCAAAUUGCAUCUUGUGGAAAGCUUACUAAGUCGAAUACCGUCCAGUAAAGAAACAAAUAAGAUGAAAGAACGAGCAAUUCAAACACUGGGAUAUUUUCCAGUUGGGGAUGGAGAUUUUCCUCACCAGAAGCUGCUCUUGCAAGGUCUGAUGGAUUCUGUGGAGGCCAAGCAGAUAGAACUUCAGUUCACUACUGGCGAAGCUAUUACCAGUGCUGCCAUAGGAACGUGUUCUGUGGCUGCCCGGGAUGCCUGGCUGGUGACCGAAGAAGAGUACACUCCUCCUGCUGGAGCCAAAGUAAAUGAUGUGGUCCCCUGGGUGUUGGAUGUAAUUUUAAAUAAACAUAUCGUCAGUCCCAACCCACAUGUGAGGCAAGCAGCUUGCAUCUGGCUCCUUUCCCUUGUGAGGAAGCUUAGUACCCAUAAAGAAGUGAAGUCUCAUCUUAAAGAAAUCCAGAGUGCAUUUGUUUCAGUUUUGUCAGAAAACGAUGAACUCAGCCAAGAUGUUGCCUCAAAAGGCCUUGGGUUGGUUUAUGAACUGGGCAAUGAACAAGAUCAACAGGAAUUGGUUUCUACCCUUGUAGAAACACUUAUGACUGGCAAAAGAGUGAAACAUGAAGUUUCUGGAGAGACAGUGGUAUUUCAAGGGGGAGGCCUUGGCAAAACACCAGAUGGCCAGGGCCUCUCUACUUACAAGGAGCUUUGUUCUCUGGCAAGUGAUCUUAGUCAGCCAGAUCUGGUGUAUAAAUUUAUGAAUUUGGCCAACCAUCAUGCAAUGUGGAACUCUAGGAAGGGUGCUGCCUUUGGUUUUAAUGUAAUUGCUACCAGAGCUGGAGAACAGCUGACACCUUUUCUGCCUCAGUUAGUUCCUCGUCUCUAUCGCUACCAGUUUGAUCCCAACCUUGGCAUCCGACAGGCAAUGACAAGUAUUUGGAACGCGUUGGUCACCGACAAAACGACGGUGGAUAAGUAUUUAAAGGAAAUUCUUCAAGAUUUAAUUAAGAACCUUACCAGUAAUAUGUGGCGAGUUCGAGAAUCCAGCUGUUUAGCUUUGAAUGAUUUACUGAGAGGAAGACCCUUAGACGACAUCAUUGAUAAACUUCCAGAAAUUUGGGAAACUCUAUUCAGGGUACAAGAUGAUAUAAAGGAAUCUGUACGAAAAGCAGCAGAACUAGCUCUGAAAACUCUAAGCAAGGUUUGUGUGAAAAUGUGUGACCCUGCCAAAGGUGCAGCUGGCCAGCGAACCAUUGCCGUCCUUCUGCCUUGCCUUUUGGACAAAGGAAUGAUGAGUCCUGUAACAGAAGUUCGAGCCCUCAGCAUUAACACGCUUGUGAAGAUCAGCAAAAGUGCAGGAGCCAUGCUGAAACCACAUGCACCAAAACUCAUCCCAGCUCUUCUGGAAUCCUUAAGUGUAUUGGAACCCCAAGUUCUCAAUUAUUUGAGCCUCCGGGCAACAGACCAAGAAAAGGCUGCAAUGGAUAGUGCUCGACUCAGCGCUGCCAAAUCCUCUCCCAUGAUGGAAACGAUCAACAUGUGCCUGCAAUAUCUUGAUGUGUCGGUGCUGGGUGAGCUAGUUCCUAGAUUAUGUGAGCUGAUCAGAAGUGGUGUGGGUCUUGGAACUAAGGGAGGCUGUGCCAGCGUCAUUGUGUCAUUAACUACUCAGUGUCCCCAGGACCUUACACCUUACUCAGGUAAACUUAUGAGUGCUUUGCUUAGUGGCCUGACAGAUCGGAACAGUGUAAUUCAGAAAUCCUGUGCAUUUGCCAUGGGCCAUUUAGUUCGGACCUCACGGGAUAGCAGCACUGAAAAACUCCUGCAGAAGCUCAAUGGCUGGUAUAUGGAGAAAGAAGAACCCAUCUACAAGACCUCUUGUGCUUUGACUGUUCAUGCUAUUGGACGGUACAGCCCUGAUGUGUUGAAGAACCAUGCCAAGGAAGUUCUGCCUUUGGCGUUUCUAGGCAUGCAUGAAAUUGCUGAUGAGGAGAAAUCUGAAAAAGAAGAAUGUAACUUAUGGACUGAAGUAUGGCAGGAAAAUGUCCCUGGUUCCUUUGGUGGCAUUCGAUUGUACCUGCAGGAGUUGAUUACCAUUACCCAGAAGGCUUUACAGUCUCAGUCCUGGAAAAUGAAAGCCCAGGGUGCAAUUGCCAUGGCAUCGAUUGCAAAACAAACCAGCUCCCUAGUACCUCCAUAUCUGGGAAUGAUACUGACUGCAUUACUGCAAGGCCUAGCAGGAAGAACAUGGGCAGGAAAGGAGGAGCUCUUGAAAGCCAUUGCCUGUGUGGUGACAGCUUGCAGUGCAGAGCUGGAAAAGCCUGUGCCCAAUCAACCCAGCAUAGAUGAGAUUCUCCAAGCUGUUCUGAAGGAGUGUUGCAAAGAGAACCUCAAGUACAAGAUUGUAGCUAUCAGCUGUGCGGCAGAUGUCUUGAAGGCCACCAAAGAAGACAGAUUUCAGGAGUUUUCUGACAUUGUCAUACCUCUCAUCAAGAAGAACUCACCUGAAAGCAUUGGAGUCCGGACUAACAAAAAUGAGGAUGAGAAUGAGAAGGAAAAGGAGCUCCAGCUGGACUCCUUGCUGGGAGCAUUUGAGAGUCUUGGCAAAGCCUGGCCUCGAAAUGAGGAGACCCAACGUUGUUAUCGCCAGGAGCUGUGCAAACUGAUGUGUGAACGGCUAAAACUCAGCACAUGGAAAGUGCAGCUAGGAGUCCUGCAGUCAAUGAAUGCCUUUUUUCGGGGACUAAUGCUUUUAGAAGAAGAGCAUGCAGAUCCUGAGGCUUUGACUGAAAUUCUCCUUGAAACUUGUAAAGCAAUCACGUAUUCUUUAGAAAAUAAGACCUACUCAUCUGUGAGAACAGAAGCUUUAUCUGUGAUAGAAUUACUGCUUAAAAAACUUGAAGAAUCUAAACAGUGGGAAAGUUUGACAUCUGAAUGCCGAGCACUCCUAAUUGAAUCUUUAGCAACUAUGGAGACAGACAGCAGACCUGAACUGCAGGAGAAAGCAUCAUUACUGAAGAAAACACUUGAAAAUCUGGAAUAAAUUAGAAGGGGAAGAAACAAACAAGUGCCAUGUUUAUUGGGGUUGAAAUGGUGGUAUUCUUUGAAAAGAAGUGGGAAAAGUAAAGAUUAAUCUGUAGCAUGCAUCAUUCCUUGGCUGAAAUAAAAAAAAAAAAUGCCUUAAAUUUUGUUCCUUAUUAGCUUUAUUUUACUCGAUGUUUUCAAAAUAGCUGAGCUGAGUGAACUUAAUGGAACUUCGAAUGUUUGAGAGGUGAUUGUAGAUGAAACUGACACAGUUAUUAAAAGAAAGAAAGCUGUUAUUAAAUGAAUUGACAGACAAAAGUUGCAGAGCACGCUGGAUAAAAAUCUUACAACUGCAUCCAAAUUAAAUAAAAUUAUUUCAGAAAGGGACCUGUAAUCACUUCAUUUAACCCCCUUAUUUUGCACCUGAAGAAAUAGUCUAUGAGAUGACACAAUUUCCUUUAUGAGUCUGUGCCAAAACCAAACCCCAGGUGUUUGAAGACUUGCCUGGUGAUGCUUUCUUUUACAACCUGCUCCUGAUCAGUGCUAACCCUGGCCGACCUGAGAAACUCCUAAGAUAAGGUGCAUACACUAGCCUUUACCAAACCCACCCAUUACCUCAGCACCACAGGAGCUGAAUAUUGUCUUGUCAUUAGUUUAGAUAAUUGACUUUUAGAAAUGAUUAUUUAGCGUCUUCACAGGUUGAGAGGGAGAAUACAGUCACAUGAUCAUUCGGAUUGUCCUUUUACAGGCAGAUGAAAAUAGAUUAGGACAAGGGUGCUCAUUCUAUCUAUCUUUGGUUGCAUAUUUAGCAAAACCCUAUCCAAAAACCAAAAUCACAACUGCUUUGGUUUAGACCAUUUAUAAUCUCAAAGCUGUAAAGCCAACUUAAAAUUUUCCACCCUCUUUUCCGCUAUAGGAGAGAAAGGAAAGCAUUUUAAUUAGCCAUCUGGGAAUAAUGUGAUACCACUCAAAAUAAUUGCAGGGUUUCUUCCUUUCUUUCUACAGCUCACACCCCUGCCUAAGUAAGGAUGCAGAGCAAGGGGGGAAAACUUGUUUAAUGUAAAUGUUUAUGAUACACCAAGAACUCCUAGCUUCUCCUGGAUUCCAAGCAGAAAAUGCGCUUACACUCAAUACUGACCCCUUAUUGACAACACCAAGAUAGAAACUCCAUGUUUAUUAAUUUUGGUGAUCUCUAUUGGCCAAUUUCAAGCUUUUUGGACUGUGACGCAUAGUUAAAAAUCCUUUUUUGCGUUGUGACCCAGAUGAGAGAGAGUGUGUGUGUGUGUAUGUAGAAAAUGUAAAAUCAUUAGCUGAAAUAAAUGUUUUGUGAAAUAAUGCAUACUCUUACUAUGUGUGAUAUACUUUGAUUCCUUGGUUCUACUCCCCUGACCUACACACCAUCCCACCCCCCACCACUCUCCACCCCCAUUUUCACGUGCACCUCAGAUUCACUAAAAUUCCUUUCCUAACUCACAAAUGAGUUGCUAUUCAGUUCUUAAAAACAGUACCGUCAAUAGUACCUAAACUUGGCUAUAUGUUCUGAGUUUUGGGGUUGCUUCUGAUUGAAAAAGGGGUUUACAAGUGAAAAUUUGUUACCAAAAGAUUUCUUC
Messenger RNA from Talpa occidentalis (Iberian mole), 7467 nucleotides. RefSeq names its product Ecm29 proteasome adaptor and scaffold (gene ECPAS). Gene Ontology annotation, molecular function: molecular adaptor activity. Gene Ontology annotation, biological process: proteasome assembly. Gene Ontology annotation, cellular component: cytoplasm; nucleus. The transcript has 50 exons. The record is from RefSeq and is a predicted model, not a curated record. Lineage: Eukaryota; Metazoa; Chordata; Mammalia; Eulipotyphla; Talpidae. Bases 354 to 5876 code for a protein of 1840 amino acids.